Molecule: messenger RNA, 827 nt
Organism: Zophobas morio
Lineage: Eukaryota; Metazoa; Arthropoda; Insecta; Coleoptera; Tenebrionidae
Exons: 6
Coding region: 116-796 (226 amino acids)
Source: RefSeq, a predicted model, not a curated record
CUUGGUUUUUCCACAAAUUUGUUAUCAACAUUGAUAAAAUAUUCAAUAAUGAAAUAGUCUGAUUUCCUCAAACUUUCAGCAGACAUUUAUUUAUAGAAAUUUAUAGAAAUUAAAAAUGUAUUCAAUUGAGUCUUUCGCAUCCAGUGCGAUGAAUGAUUACAAAAUUUUAUGUAAAAACUGGCUUUACGAACGUAGGUUAUUUUUACUAGUGCUGCAAAUAGUUAUAAUUGGAAUUUAUACUGUUGGUUUAAAAAUCAAAAAUACAACAAAAACAAGUAAAAAGAAGACAAAAAGCGUCACAGAUUCGCCUAUCUGUAAGCCAGUAGACAAUAUUUUCUGGUUGAACAAAAUUAUUGAAAAUAUUUGGACUAGCGACCGAAGAAAUAUAGAAUCGUGGAUAACCACUAAUUUGGCACCGCAUAUUCCAAGUUCAGUUCAAUUAGUUGAUUUUCAGGUAGGAAAUAAGCCUUUUAGCAUAGAAAAUAUAAAUGUCACAGCCGUACAAAAAAUUUCGAUGGUGGAUUUAACAAUUCGGUUUAGUGGAAACGGUUACUGCCAACUUGAAACUUGGUUCAUUUCUACUACAAUUAAAAAUAUAGAGCUUUAUGGAAACUUAAGAAUUAUCUUUCCUUCAACGAUUAAACAAAAAAUUUUCUGGAUACAUUUUUUAGAAUUACCGACGCUUGAUUUUCACGUAACAGGAAUCUCCGUCAUUGCAAAAAGUUUUAUAAAAAAUGAAAUUCUGGACACAAUUAAGCAGAAUUUUCUCUCACCAUACGAAAUCAUCUUAAACUAAACUAGAGAAAAUAAAACCAACUCAAAUCUGA